Molecule: messenger RNA, 2546 nt
Organism: Python bivittatus (Burmese python)
Lineage: Eukaryota; Metazoa; Chordata; Lepidosauria; Squamata; Pythonidae
Gene: ACY3
Product: aminoacylase 3
Cellular component (GO): cytosol
Molecular function (GO): hydrolase activity, acting on ester bonds; aminoacylase activity
Source: RefSeq, a predicted model, not a curated record
CUUCAUUUGGUUUAAUUUUCUAUCAGGACAUUCCUGAAGUCUGUACUUUGGACUUUCAAUUGUAGUUUCAACAUUUUCACUAGAGCCUACAAGAGUUUGUCGCUUGAAUCUCAGCUAUGGAGCAGGAUCAGGCAAGUAGACAAGAAUUUCAGGUUGGGGCCUGAAACCCCCAGUCAUGUCACACCCACAAUACCUUCCCUCCUUGAGACGUGUAGCAGUAUGCGGGGGCACUCAUGGGAAUGAAAUGUCAGGUGUUUACCUAGUCAAGCACUGGCUACAGGAUCCAUCCGAGUUGCAGCGCAGCACCUUCCAGGUCACACCUUUUGUGGGCAACCCACGUGCAGUUGAGCAGUGUGUGCGCUACAUUGGGAGGGAUCUUAAUCGUACAUUUGCUCCAGCUUUUCUAAACACCAAGGCUUCAGAUUCAGACCUUUAUGAGAUUCAACGUGCUCAGGAGAUCAACCAGAUCUUUGGACCCAAGGGUUCAUCUCAAGCCUAUGACUUCAUGUUUGACCUACAUAACACCACAGCCAACAUGGGUUCCUGCCUCUUAGUGAACUCUGAAUCUAACCUGUUAUCCAUGCACAUGUGUAACUACAUCCAGAAACACUGCACAGUGAGACACUGUCCCAUCUUAUUCUGUCAACCACCCGGAGAGGAGGCUAAUUUCACCAUGUCAGUGGCUAAAAAUGGGCUAGCAUUAGAGCUGGGCCCCCAACCCCAAGGAGUGGCACGAGCUGACCAGCUUGCUAAAAUGCGAUCGAUUAUGGCCUGUGCUUUGGACUUCAUUGAACUUUUUAACAAAGGCACCUUGUUCCCAGCCUUUGAAAUUGAGGCAUACAAAGUGGUUAGACGUACCGACUUCCCCCGUUAUCCCAAUGGGGAGAUUUCUGCUGUAAUACAUCCAAAUCUACAGGAUAAAGAUUUCCAGCCCCUGAAGCCUGGGGACCCAGUUUUCCAGACUUUCGAUGGAGAGGAUAUUCUGGAUGAUAGUGAUGACACGUUCUUCCCAGUCUUCAUCAAUGAAGCAGCCUAUUAUGAGAAGAAGACGGCCUUUUGCAAGACAAAAAAGGGCACAUUUGCCCAACCAGCAAUACAGAAGGGAUUUUAAAUAUGAUGAUGUGGUUUAUAACUGAAGGCAACUGAAGUCUCUGUGUUUUGUAUAUUCUAAGAAUCAGUGAUCCUGGAGAAAAUGUAUCGAUGUGGUCACUAAGAAUCAGCACCAACUUGAUGGCACAUAAUCAAAGAAGCUAUGCAUGAUUUAAUCCAAGAAUCUACACCUUUGUAACAAACAAAGAACAAUAAUCACUCCUUAGUUUAUUGCUCAAUGCAAUUAUCUCCCAUGUUGGGGCAAUAGAGUAUGUGCUUCUCUAAAACAAUUAUAUCCCCUUGAGGUUUCAUUUGAGGAUUUUGAGCUAGACUGGUGCUUGCUCAACCUAUUUUCUAGGAUAACUUUUUGAUGCACAUGCAGCCAACCUGUUGUAUUGGAUGAGCCAGUGUGCUCCGGCAAAAAUAUUGUCUCUCAGAUCUAAAACAUCUAGGUCAGGGUCCCCAAACUCUUCAGCUCAUCAACCUCUUCAUGAAGUUUCAGUUUGUUCAUUGACCCCAAAACAUUUAUUAUAUGAAAAUAAUUUAAUAAAUACUACUUUAAUAAUAGUAAUAUGAAAAAUAACAACAACCGUAAUAGAUAAAUGAGACCAGUAACUACACACAGCUGAUAGAGACAACUCACCGCUGUCACUGAUGGCUGACCAUCCAACCCUGAGUAACAUUGUCUCGCUGCUAGCCACUUCACCUUCAGGACUAGGGACUGGCAUGGAGCUCUACAGAGACCCCAAAAGAUUGACCCCAACUGACCUCCCAUCAUUUAUCGACCACCUAUUGACCCCCAGCCAUUUACUGACUCCCCUUUGACCCCCAGCCAUUUAUCAACCCCUUGGAUAGUCCCAUCGACCCUUGAGGGUCAAUAUUGACCACUUUGGGGGACCCCGAUCUAGAUAAUCCUGUAUAAACUUCUCAGUGAGUUCUCAGAACUCACCAUUUUAUGUCAUGCCCCAUGCCUAACUGCACUGCAUCAACCCUUCUGCUUAGCAGGGAAGAUACAGGAACUUGACUUGUAGCACCAGGAAUGAGAGGGUCUUUCUGCAUAUUUCAGAGCUUUAGGGCACAGCCAGAUGACCCUGCUAAGGGCAAUCCACUACUCCUUGAGCAACAGAAAAGUAUCCUGGCAUAAAGGGUGCUGCCCCCAGUGGCCCCCUUUAUUCUGCCUCAGUAAUGAGCCUGGCAUGUGGGUCAGUCUUUGUAGUUUCCCCUGCAUGUGGGAAAAACAGCUACCAGUCAUGCUCCCUCCCUAUCAUGAUGUGGGGGGAGGCUGAGCAAGCAUAGGUGCUUUGAAUAAUAGGUUUGGCUACCUGUCAAGUUGUCCAACAAAUAUAUCCCAAACACAGAGAUGUUGUACCUGCUAGAUGAGCUUUUUCUGACCAUGGGCCUAAGCAUUAAAAAAAAAAAACGCACUAAACCCAUCAUCUCCAAAAAAACGCUGAGAA